Messenger RNA from Vidua chalybeata, 2515 nucleotides. It is a transcript of the gene PIMREG, whose product is annotated as PICALM interacting mitotic regulator. Lineage: Eukaryota; Metazoa; Chordata; Aves; Passeriformes; Viduidae. The record is from RefSeq and is a predicted model, not a curated record. The transcript is spliced from 5 exons. The coding region runs from base 159 to 1004 and encodes 281 amino acids.
GCGGCGCCAAUCCGGGGGCUCGGAGCGGGCGGCGCGGCGUUCAAACGCGGUGGCGGCGCACAAAGGGGCUGCUGCAGGGAGGUGGCAGCUCGGUCUGGAUUCAGGUCCCGGUUCUGUCCGGCGCGCUGAAAAUAAAGUUCACCAAGAACUGGAACAAGAUGGCAUCUGUGCUCCAAAAUGUCAAAGCAACAGUGGCGUGGCGGAAACACCGGCUCCUAGCUGACCUCAAUGAGAAUGAGAGCCCUGUGCCUGACAAAUUCAAGAGAAGGGCCUCUCUGAGUUCUCUCAAUACCAUUCGCAUGUCUUUAAGGAAACGGGUACCAUUAAAGCAAGUCGAGCUGAAUUUUCAUAAAACCCCAACUAGGGAAAGUCUGGAACCAAGGCAGAGGUGCCAAACUCUUCAGACUAUUAAAAGAACAGCAAAAUAUGCUUUUGGAACCGUGUCCCAGAAAAUACAGAAGUCUUGCCAAAGCCCAGUAUGCUCAAUGGUGACCUUUCCAGCUGAAUCAAUCAGCAGAAGCUGUGUGACCAGUUCUACCAAAAAAAGAACUGCUACACCUCGAACACCUUGCUAUAAGAGUGUUACUCCAGCAGCCAGUUCCAAAGGCACUCCAAGGUCCAGCAAAAGGGCCUUGCUUGGGCCAACAAGGGUGUCAGAACAUAGAGAAUGGAGGGAUUUCUCAUCCUGGCUUGAUAAAAAUGGUGUCACUCUCCGGAGAUCCAGAAGAGCAGCAGCACUGAAGAGCCCUUAUUCAUCUCCUGCUCCUUCCAGCAGAAAGAUAGAGUUUGACUGCAAGUUGGAACUGGUCUCCUCAGGGAUUUGCCAAUUGAAGCAUAUCUCCCAAGCAUUUGAUGAUGCCAUUGUGAAAGAGGAGAGGCAACAAGCAAUAUCAAACUACUACUAUCUAAUGGCACAAAACUCACAGUCUGUACAUCGACCCCUGAAACCGUCUCAAGCUAUCAGAAGACAAGCAAAGAAACUCCAUCAAGCACUUGGUACCUAGACAGAGAUGGUUGUAACUAUUUUUUCAUGUUUCCAAGUUUAUGAGCACAUAUAAGGGAAAGGUCUGAAUAGCGCCUGAAAGGCUGCACUCUGUACAUUUAAAUGAGCUGUUACACUUUUUUUUUUUUUUUUAAUGAAACAGCUCAGGACUUCCCUUGCUUUCUCUUUUCAAGUAAAAAGAGAAUCAAAAUAGUACCAACCAGAGUGUAUUAUCCCUGCUGAGUUGAGGGAUCCAUCUUGAAAGUGACUCUCAUGAGGCAGUAAGUACUUAGAAACUGAUGCUGAACUGGCCAGUAAGAAUGGCCAAAGCAAGGGCUAAUGACAGGCUUAUGAAGGGCAAUCCUAGGUAAGAGUAGUGCUUAAAUUGGUAUCCAGCAGCCACAAGAUUUAGCACAAAUACUUUCCACAUGAAAAAGAUUGGUCUAUUAUUUUGAAAGCCUAACUCGUUUCUUUUUUUCGGUACUAGCAAACUAAAGUUAUUCAUCAUUUAGCUCAAAGUUACUAAAACAGUUACUUCUUUGAGUUCUAAGCAAAACUGCCAUUCCAAAGCAACAGGAUUCUGUCCAGUCACUCAUGCCACAAGAACAGAGCCAUUUUAGGACUCUUACUUCAUGGCCUUAAGGGUUAGCCUAACUAAUCCUAUUUUAGGUAGUUUGGCUCCAGACAAAUCAGAGCAAAUUUUGUCAUUUCUUACUGAUGCUUUAGAUAGCAUCUUGGCAGUUGAGUUAAACAUUGCUUUUGUGCUGCAUCUGUCUUUCAGUUAUACAUGGAAAUUUGUUACUACAAUUAAUGUAACCUCUUGCAACUACUGUUAUUAGCUAAUAUCACAAUGGAAGUAUUUUGAUUAUGUAUACUUAGCAUUUGAUACCUGUAUUUUGCUUCUAAUUACUUUUAAAAAAUUAACGUUAAUUUGACAAGCCUUUUUGGUAGGUCAUUCAGUAUAACAAAUUUUAGUCUUUUACAUGAAAGCAAAGAUUUGUCAAGUUUUUAAGAGUUCAACAGCAGGAUUGUUUUCCAUGGUAAGCUUUUUGCAGGCUUCUCCAUUUAUGUUCACUCUAAAAUGAACUUUCAGACAAAAGACUGAUUUGGGAAACUUUGCUCUACUUGAUAAGUUUUAAAAUGUACAUGUGACCUAGUAGUUCCAGUGUUACUAAAAUUUUAAUGGUAUCAGGUGUAAAUAUGAAAAGCAUUCAAUUAUGAUUUAUAUAUAAGUAUUGAUUUUUAAACUUGCUCACAUUUUUUCUUCUUUUUCUUGUCAAAUGAACCCAUUUUAAAACAUUGAAACAGUUAAUGAGACCUGGAAAUAUGAAAGCAACCCUCCCAGCCUAAAGACUUCUAGACUUUCAGAUGACUGAGAAUUUUAGCUUGUGUUAUUUCUUGAUGUAGUGUUUGUGUGUGUUUUGUGGGUUUUUAAACAACUUUUCUAUAUGGAAGUAUAGAAAAGUACAGUAUCUCCAAGUUGUUCCUUGUAUGUCAUGAAACUACUUCUAUAAAGCUUUCACAAAGAUGUUA